CGGGACCAUGGAAGCGGCGGCCGCUGCUCCGUGUCCCCGGCUCUUCCUCCUCAUGCUGACGGCCGCAGCGACGCUGGUUCCGGGAGCGACGGCAUUACAGUGUUUCUGCCACCUUUGCACAAAAGACAAUUUUACUUGUGUCACAGAUGGGCUUUGCUUUGUCUCUGUCACAGAGACCACAGAUAAAAUUAUACACAAUAGCAUGUGUAUAGCUGAAAUCGACCUAAUUCCUCGAGACAGGCCAUUUGUAUGUGCACCAUCUUCAAAAACUGGGUCUGUUACUACAACAUACUGCUGCAAUCAGGACCACUGCAAUAAAAUAGAACCCCCAACUGGUGUAAAGCCAUCACCUGGUCUUGGUCCCGUUGAACUGGCAGCUGUCAUUGCUGUACCAGUCUGCUUCGUCUGCAUCUCACUCAUGUUGAUGGUCUAUAUCUGCCAUAACCGAACUGUCAUUCACCACCGAGUGCCAAAUGAAGAGGACCCUUCAUUAGAUCGCCCUUUUAUUUCAGAGGGUACUACGUUAAAAGAUUUAAUUUAUGAUAUGACAACAUCGGGGUCUGGAUCAGGUUUACCAUUGCUUGUUCAGAGAACAAUUGCAAGAACUAUUGUGUUACAAGAAAGUAUUGGCAAAGGUCGAUUUGGAGAAGUUUGGCGAGGAAAGUGGAGAGGAGAAGAAGUUGCUGUUAAAAUAUUCUCCUCUAGAGAAGAACGUUCAUGGUUCCGUGAAGCAGAGAUUUAUCAAACUGUAAUGUUGCGUCAUGAAAACAUCUUGGGAUUUAUAGCAGCAGACAAUAAAGACAAUGGUACAUGGACUCAGCUCUGGUUGGUGUCAGAUUAUCAUGAGCAUGGAUCCCUUUUUGAUUAUUUGAACAGAUACACAGUUACUGUGGAAGGAAUGAUAAAACUCGCUCUGUCCACAGCAAGUGGACUUGCCCAUCUUCAUAUGGAGAUUGUUGGUACCCAAGGAAAACCAGCCAUUGCUCACAGAGAUUUGAAAUCAAAAAAUAUCUUGGUGAAAAAGAAUGGAACGUGCUGUAUUGCGGACUUGGGACUGGCAGUAAGACAUGAUUCUGCCACAGAUACAAUUGAUAUUGCCCCAAACCAUAGAGUGGGGACAAAAAGGUACAUGGCCCCUGAAGUUCUAGAUGAUUCUAUAAAUAUGAAACACUUUGAAUCCUUCAAGCGUGCCGACAUCUAUGCAAUGGGUUUAGUAUUCUGGGAAAUAGCUCGAAGAUGUUCCAUUGGUGGAAUUCAUGAAGAUUACCAGCUGCCUUAUUAUGAUCUUGUACCUUCUGAUCCAUCAGUUGAAGAAAUGAGAAAAGUUGUUUGUGAACAGAAGUUGAGGCCAAAUAUUCCAAACAGAUGGCAGAGCUGUGAAGCCUUGAGAGUAAUGGCUAAAAUUAUGAGAGAAUGUUGGUAUGCCAAUGGAGCAGCUAGGCUUACAGCUCUGCGGAUAAAGAAAACUUUGUCACAACUCAGUCAACAGGAAGGCAUCAAAAUGUAAUUCUGCGGCUUUGCCUGAACUCUGCUUUUCUUCAGAUCUGCUCCUGGGUUUUCAUUUGGGAGGUCAAUUGUUCUACCUCACUGAGAGGGAACAGAAGGAUAUUGCUUCCUUUUGCAACAAUGUAAUAAGGUCAAUUUAAAACUUCCCAGGAUUUCUUUGGACCCAGGGAACAGCCAUGUGGGUCCUUUCUGUGCACUAUGAACUCUUUUUUCCCAGGACAGUUACAAAAUGUUGUGUAGUCUACCUUUAUUUUUUAUUAAUACAAGGUUUGUGUGUGUGUGUGUGUGUGUGUGUGUGUGUGUGUGUGUGUGUUUAAAGAUAAUUGCUGGUCUUAAUUUUAGGUAACUGCUGUGCUGAAGAUCAUCUUUAAGGGCAAAGGAGCUGGAUUGCUGAGUUAUACGAAGCAUUUCUUAUUUUUAAAGAAAAUGAUUUACUCCUGGUUAGUACAUUCUCAGAGGAUUCUGAACCACUAAAGAGUUUCCUUGAUUCAGACUUUGAAUGUACUGUUCUAUAAAUUUCAGGAUCUUAAAACUAACACUUAUAAAACUCUUAAAUCUAAAAAUGACCUCAUAUAGUAGUGAAGAACAUAAUUUAUGCAAUUUUAUUUUGUAUACUGUUAUCGUUCUUUCACAUAUUCAGAAUACUACAUGCCUUCAAAAUGGGAUUGUACUACACCAGUAAGUGCCACUUCUGUGUCUUACUAAUGGAAAGAGUAGAAUUGCUUAAAGUCUGUGCGUGUUGAAACCUGUAGUGUUUCAAUUCAGAACGUUUAUUAUCUGGGUAACCCAGACAUUUUCUAUUUUGUUUUUUUGAAGUGUUUUUGUGGUAUGUCAUUUGGUAUUCCAUUUUGAAAAUGCCUUUCUUCUACCAGAAUGUGCUUAAACCACUGAAGAAAUGAGGUGGAAUUAAUUGGUAAAUUGUUGUCAUGGUCAUGUUUGAAUAGUAUCACAUCAAGUUUUUACAUUUUAGUUGUGUCAUCUAAGUAUACUUUAAAAAACAUUGAGUGGCACUCUAGAUGCUUAUAGGACAUUAAUUUAAAAUUUGUAGCCUACAGACUCAUUUUUCUAAAAGGGAAAAUUUGUCUAGCUGCUUGUGGAAAGUUGUGUGGCAUUCUGUAAGCCAUUUUGUUCUUUAUCUGAUCAAAGACAGUGUUAUUUUUUUAAGAAAUGAAUUAUGUUUAAAGUUAGAAUAUGGUUAAUGUUAAAUGAUAGGCCUUUUUCUAGGAAGGUAAUGGUAGUUAAUAAUUUGAUUAGAUAACAGGUGUGCGAAAGCCUCACAUUUGUUAUGUAGGAGUUAUUGUUCGGUGGAUUUUCUGUCUGUAACAGGUUCGAGUUAGUGUGGUUUUGAGGUCUCACUACUUUUUGAGGAAGGCAGCUUUUAAUUCAGUCUUUCCUUCUGUGUGCAGAUAUUUUGACUGCUUAAUUUACAUGGUUAUGCAAUAGAUUCCGUACACUCUUGAUAUUUGGGAGAGUGGUAGCUAAAGCAUUUUCUGAGUAUAGGUUCUACAUUUACAGAUGUUUUUGGUCAGGUUAAAUGUUUAAAAUAAACCAGUCAUGAUCUCACAUUAAGUUGAAACUAUCUUAAAAUAACUGGUUUUACUUCCAGUGCUAAAAGUCUUUGCAGGGCUUUUACAGUUUUCAAAGUUUUCUUUAUCACUGUGAUCUUUUCUGAGGGGGCAAAACUAUCUUAGCUGUGAGGCAAGACACUGACUUUGUAGUGCUGUCAAUUUCCAAAUGAAAGGGUUAGAACAACCUUCACAGUAUUUGGGUCAGUAAGAGGUGGUGGCCACUGAGCUAACUGAGCUGCAUUCUGAUAAUGUCUUAUCUCCUAUACAUAGAAUACAUUUGAAAGACUAUUUGAUCUUAAAACCAAAGUAAUUUUAGCAAGAUUGACAUUACAUAGGAAUUUAGUGUCAGUUUCAUGUGUUUAAAAACAUGGGGAAAAUGCGCUUAGAGGUUAAUAUUUUGACUCUAAAUUUGCAUUUUUUUCUGUAGUUACUGAUUUUAUCAAAGCAAAUGUAUGAGUUUGAGAAAUUUGUUUUUAUAUUCAUGUUCUAUUUCCUGUUUAAUAAUCUCUAGCUCUGUGAUUAGGAACUCUUUUUUUUCUUUCUUUUUUCUGCCAUUUCUAAUCCUACCAGAUCUGCUUUAUGAAAUCCAGGGGACCAAUGCAUUUUAUCACUAAAACUAUUUUUAUAUAAUUUUAAGAACAUACCAAAAGUUCUUAUCUGAUUUAAAGUUGUGAUAUAUUACUUCUCACUUUCAUUUAAGGUAAUCAAUUUUUGCUGAACAUACUCUAUAUUAAAUUAAAUAUUGAGUUACAGUUAUACUUUUCUUAAGUGGACAAAAUGUACUUUUGAUGAAUCAGGGAAUUUUUUAAAAGUUGGAAUUUAGUUCUAAAUUGGGUUUACAUAUUACUGCAGCUAGUUCCUUUUUUGGCUAUUGACGGUUUGAUAAACCUCAAUUGGCUAAUAUUGAAAAUUAAAGUAAUUUAAAAGAUGAAAUAGAUCAACCGCAGUUAAGUUUGACUAGUGUAUUAAUUUUGUCAUUUUGAAACCCAGGCCUUUGUUUAUACUGCUGUCUUCAGAUGCUUAUGUUCCAAGAUUCAAUGUUGCUAAAAUAUGCCUUCAGGCAAAUUACCUGUCCACAUCCAUUUUGUCAAUACUGGAGGAAUGGAGGUGGGGGAGGUGUGACCUAGGGGGGCACAGACACCCCUGGUCCUUUCUUUUUAAUAACUUCAGCUCUGUUUCUCCCAACCUGCCUUCCUGCUGAUCCUGACUCAGAGACCAGAGCCUGCCAGCCUCCCCGCCCCCACAGCAGCCUUUCGACCGAAGAGCUGCCUUUGAUAUCUAUAGCAAAAUGGUUAAUGGACGUCGUGGGGCAUACUUUCAUUUUCAUUUCCUUGAAUCAUUCGUUGGAUGUUGCUGGGAGGGGUCUUUAAGUUUGGAGAUUGGGCAGAUGAUGGCCCUGCUGGCUGCCCUCCUUUGACUUCAGCCGUGGCCAAGCAGUGGCAGCUCUGGCAGUGGAGGAGGUACCAGUUGUGUCUCCUGUGGGACAGGGUGUGGCCCAGAGAGCUGAACCUGUAGUUCUGCUGUAAUGAUAGUGCUCAAGAAGUGCCUUGAGUCGGUGUGCAGUGCCAUGGCCAUUAAGAAUUCCAUAUUUCAGUUCUUACUACAGAAUGUAAGUGGUCACUUGGCCAUUUUGCAGCUUAUGCAUGAGUUACCAUUUUUUCCCCUACGUCUGAGAACUCACACACAGAAUAUUUGGUAAAACAAGAAGGCAAAGUGCUAAUUAAAAUGCACAACAAAAUCAGUAUCCCAUUAGACAUGUCAUAUCAAGAAUUUAUUUUUAUCCUUGCACCGAAAGAGCAAUUGUAACUCACCUAUUUCUUUUGUUGACUGGGGCAGUGUUCUGGCUCCAGAUAAUGGAGAUUCCAAAUUAUCGUUCUGUUAGAACUUGGCAAAAAAUGCUAAUUUAAAUAGUUUUGAAAUCCUUAAGGAUAGAUCUGAACAUGUACUGCAGCUUCUUGUGUCUGCUUGGGAAUGUUGGCAUACCCAUGGCCCCUGUCUAGGAAUGCCGGACUUCUAGGACGGACAUUCUGAGGAUUGCCAGUACAUUUAAAUCUUCAGUCCCAUUAUACAAUCUUAUUUGUAAUUGUAAACUUUAUAAAUGUGGUUAAUACAUUCAACCUGUUUCUUAAAGUUUAAAAAGAACUUCAGUGAAUUUGUUUUUAUUUUUUUAACAAGAUUUGUGAAUGAAUACCAUGAUGUUUUGAUAUCCCUUUUUCACAUUGUGCCAAUGGAGUGGGGUGUUUGCUAUUUCUUUAUAUGUCAAGGAGAUGCUUCAAAAUGUCAAUUGCUUUAAACUUAAAUUACCUCUCAAGAGACCAAGGUACACUUACCUCAUUGUGUAUAUAUGUUUAAUAUUUGUCAGAGCAUUCUCCAGGUUUGCAGUUUUAUUUCUAUAAAGUAUGAGUGUUAUGUUGUUACAUUACUCAAAUGGUACUGUAUUGUUUAUAUUUGUACCCCAAAUAACACCAUCUUUACUUUCUGUAUUUUAUUGUGCAAAAUCCUUUUGGCUUUAUCGGUGUAAUCUCUGCCCUUUCAGAUGUGUACAGAAAAUGUCCAUAUGAAUUUUCCUUUAAGUUGAAUGAUUUUGAGAAACUUGUAAAGAGGAGAGAAAAACAAAAACUGCAGUUCCUCAUAAGUUUUUAAACGAUGUAUAUUGUAUUUGUAGUAAUAUUCUGAAUGAACUGUAAAUAGGAAGUAGAAGAGUGAUACUUAUGUCAAGUCCUAACACUACAGUAGAAAAAUGGAAGCAAUGCAAAUAAAUUACUUUUUUCCCCAA
Molecule: messenger RNA, 5850 nt
Organism: Molossus molossus (Pallas's mastiff bat)
Lineage: Eukaryota; Metazoa; Chordata; Mammalia; Chiroptera; Molossidae
Gene: TGFBR1
Product: transforming growth factor beta receptor 1
Exons: 9
Coding region: 8-1507 (499 amino acids)
Biological process (GO): cellular response to growth factor stimulus; protein phosphorylation; heart development
Cellular component (GO): plasma membrane; activin receptor complex
Molecular function (GO): ATP binding; activin binding; transforming growth factor beta receptor activity, type I
Source: RefSeq, a predicted model, not a curated record